UGCUAUGGAAAGAUGCGAUCAGAAAGCUGACGAAUGGCAGCUUUUCCUGAGUGGUCAUUUCGGUAAUAGUGGCUAAAACAAACAUAGCGCGAUAUCAACCCUCCAUAUACGGUGUCCUUUGGUUGGGGGAACCAACUGCGUAUGCACGGAACAAUACUUUUAAAGAAAUGCCCAUUCUGUAGCAAUACAACGUAGACUUUCCUCGGCGUUUUCAGCUCGAGAGCUCCAGCAUGUCUAAGCGGCGCUCUUUGGAGAGGGGGGCCGGAGAGACCUCAGGCAGGGCCAGCAAACUCCUGUGUCCUGGAAUAGCUGGAAGCAACGCCAAGAGGGCAGGUCCCUUCGUCCUGGGGCCUCGUUUGGGGAACUCGCCCGUGCCAAGCAUAGUGCAGUGUCUGGCCAGGAAGGAUGGGACGGAUGACUUCUACCAGCUAAAGAUUCUGACGCUGGAGGAGCGGGCAGACGCGGCCGGGGAGACCCAGGAAGAGAGGCAGGGGAAGAUGCUGCUGCACACCGAGUACUCCCUCCUCUCUCUGCUACAUAACCAGGACGGAGUGGUGCACCACCAUGGCCUGUUCCAGGACCGGGCGUACGAGAUUGUUGAGGACCCGGAGGCCAACAAUGGCAAGGUGCGCCGGAUGAAGAAGCGGAUCUGCCUGGUGCUGGACUGCCUCUGUGCGCACGACUUCAGCGACAAGACUGCUGACCUCAUCAACCUGCAGCACUACGUCAUCAAGGAGAAGCGGCUGAGCGAGCGCGAGGCCAUCGUCGUCUUCUAUGACGUGGUGCGCGUGGUGGAGGCCCUGCACAAGAAAAACAUAGUGCACCGAGACCUGAAGCUUGGAAACAUGGUGCUGAACAAACGGAUUCACCGGAUCUCCAUCACCAACUUCUGCCUGGGCAAGCACCUGGUGAGUGAGGACGACCUGCUGAAGGACCAGCGAGGAAGUCCAGCCUACAUCAGCCCUGACGUUCUGAGUGGUCGGCCGUACCACGGUAAGCCCAGUGACAUGUGGGCCCUUGGCGUGGUGCUGUUCACCAUGCUCUAUGGCCAGUUCCCCUUCUACGACAGCAUACCUCAGGAGCUAUUCCGCAAGAUCAAGGCUGCAGAGUACUCCAUCCCAGAGGACGGGCGUGUGUCGGAGAACACUGUGUGUCUUAUACGGAAGUUGCUGGUGCUGGACCCCCAGCAGAGGCUGACCGCAGCAGAGGUCCUGGAGUCUCUCAGCGGCAUUAUCGCCUCAUGGCAGUCAGUAUCAUCUUUGACCGGUCCUCUUCAGGUUGUACCGGACAUCGAUGACCAGGUCAGCCACCCAGAGCAUCUCCAGGAGGUGAAGGUGACGGAGGAGUCGUCGCAGUACGAGUUUGAGAACUACAUGCGUCAGCAGCUGCUACUGGCCGAGGAGAAGAACACUAUUCACGAGGCCAAGGCCAGCUUCCUCGCCAAGCGCCAGUUUGGCGCCAUCCCGCCCGUGCGGCGCCUGGGCCACGAUGCCACGCCCGUCAGCCCUCUGGACGCCGCCAUCCUGGCCCAGCGCUUCCUCCGGAAGUAGCCCCUUCGCCCCUCGUCUUGCCCUCUGUGGGACACGUUGGGUGAGGAACACAUAAGGGUUGGGUCGGGAAGGGAACCUAAAACUGAGAAUGUCGAUGGGAGCUUAGCCCCAGCCAGACCCUCCCUUGGGUAGAGGGGCCCCUAGAUGUGGUGAGUUAGGUAGGUGGAGUGGGAACAGACAUGGGGGAGCACCAGAACUGAUCACUCACCUGACAACCUCUCAUCGUUUUCACACUUCAAGUCUGGGUGUCGGCGGUGUGCACAGGAAUGGGAUGGCUGGAGAAUCUGAAGAUCUGAACCAAAGGCUUCCACCGAACCCCACUGAUCUUAAACACACGCUGCUCUCAGCCAGCCAGCUAUGGGCACAUAUGGACUCAUACAGGCCAGGGGGAUUCCAGACACGCGUGUGUGUUUCCCUCUGCUGAAACCUGGCCAUCACCCUCCUACCUACCCCCAUUUAUUUCAGAAAACCCUGAGCAAUACAGGGCCAGAAGAACCAUGUAGCAACCUUCCUCUAACCUCCCUCCCUCAACUCUCCAAACUGAGAUCACCUGAUCAUGGACGUCACUCACUCACGCGCCUGCCCGCUCACUCUUUAGUUUCCUCAUAACCAAAAUGAUCUGGACUUGUCCUGUCUGUCUCUAAACUACGACUUCAAAUCUACCUCUCUCAAUCGCUUUCUAACCAUGUGUGCAUUUUACGCCAUGUCCACCAUUCUCAAAAAACAAGGAAUUGUAGAGGUAAUGUUGUCACCAUAGACAGAAAGCAUUACUAUGUUUUGGUGCAUAAAGGUUUGGAAUGUGGAAUAUGAAUAAGCUUUUUUCCUUAUGAGUAAUAAGUAGCAUUUUACCCUUCUAUCCAUUCUACAUUGAAGAUGCUAACUAUCAAAGGGUGGCCAAAUCCUAUCUUUAAGUCUAGCAGAUUGCAUUGUUUUCUUGCUUUCGCUCACCCCCUAUGGAACCAUUACCAUUUAGGCAUCUAGUGUCAAGUACCUGGAAGUUGUGAUGCCAAGAGCUGGAUGGGGGGGAAGUUUAUUAGACAUUUAUUAGAUGUUUAAUGUUGAUCCUCUCUCGUUAUUGCUGUUCUAAAUGGCAUCUUUGAUUAAUAAUCGAGACGUGGACACAUUUCUUUGGGUGAAAAAUCAUGGAGCGUCUUAACUGAUUGUUAGCCAAGGAAAUUAUACCUCCCCCUCGUUCACCACUGAACAACUUCCAGGUAUUCAACUUCCCACUUAUCCUGUGUGACAUCAUCAUUGUGGGACAAGUAUUGGGCAUGAAUGUGAAUGAAUUGUAAUGCCAGUGAUUGCCAGUGUGUAGAUAAGUCUGAUUCCGGCCAGGGGUGUAUUAGACAAAGCCAGGGCCUUUUCAGUGGUAGGUGCAGACUAGAGCCACAUUAUUUAAGCCCAGUGAGUCAGUGCAGACCCUUAAGCUAGCCAUCCUCCCAAUCUCUUUAUCUUGCCUGCCUCCGUUGCUUGCACACACCGAGAACAUACAGGCGUUUUCUAAAACUGGCUGGACUGAAUGUGUCCACUGAAAGAUGGGCAUCCCUCAUGUUGCCUGUCUUAGUCGUGAAUGCUCUAGUGUGUAGCAAUGUCUUAAGUUUAAAAUCAGACAACAGUAAUGCUCAUAGUACUCAAGCCCCUUUAGCUGUUGUAAGUUAUAUUGUAGUAGCUCAUCAUGAAAGACUUAACUAUGAUGAUCGUGAUAAUUGAAUAGAUAGUGUCAUAUUUCAUAGAGAAACUCAACAAUGAGGUUGCGUCUCCGUCACUCGGUCGCGUCAUUCCAUUGUUAUGCCUCCCUCUGCUGGCGGCGCCAUAGUGGUGCCAAACGUCGUGAUAAAUCCAAUCAUUCUGGACGGAGGCUAAAGGCUGGUUCGUCUAAGUUGCACUAGUGUCCUGGAAAUACGAUGACAUUGCUAAAGUAGGUAGAUAUUUGGUAGGAAACAACUUUGCCAUUGAUCAUGUCGUCAAAUUUACUUUAGAAAGAUGGCAAUGUUGUCGUUAGUUAGCAAAGUUUGUCAAAAGUAGCUAGCGAUGCUAACGUUAGCUAGCUAAAAUCCGGUGGGCUCCCCUUUAAAUUUAGCUAGCUAGCUAACGUUAUACUCCAUCUAAAGUCAAUCUGGCGACAUCAAAAUGAUAAUUUUCUUUCCAAGCCACAGUAACGCACUUUUGAUUAAAUCUUAAUCAGCGGUCAUUGAGUAGAAUGCUCAGUCAGUCAUCAGUCCAAAACAAAUGUUCAAAACAAUAUUGUAAAGAAACGUGUAACCCAUGAUUAGGCUCAUUGGUUAGUUGGUGUUGGGGCCUUUAGGUGUUGAUGCAUUCACAUCUUUACCAAAAUGUUGCUGAACUACUAACUCGUGAACAAUAUUAGGCAUCUGUUCACAUAAGCUUGCCCAUCUUUAUGGGUAUCCGCAUUGCUUAGACCUCCACCCUAUUUAUAUCUAAAUUGAUCACAUGAGUAGAAACUCGAGUCAGUCUCCUAUGUCAUUGUAUGUUGUAUUUUUCCUUAAUUUCAUGUAUGUUGAUUUAUUUAUUCACUGUCCAUUUUCAGGCAUCAAAUCUUUGUCAUUAUUGCUUUAAGCAAGAAGUGUUCUGGUUCCAUUUGUUUCUUCAGACAUUGAAACUUGAGCCACCAUUGCAGUUUUUUCUCUCUAUCAGCUAUCUUCAUUAAAGAAGUUCUCUUUAUUAUAAUUUUUUGCCAUUGCCACACACUCGUGGUCGAUUUAAGCUACACUAAUAAUGAGACGGACUGUAUAGUUCUAUUUUUUACACAGAAAAUAAUCGCACAUUAUAAAUAAUGAUUUAUGGUAGUGAUGUACUGUUUAUUAGCCUGGUCCCAGAUCUGUUUGUGCGGUCUUGCCAACGCCUAUUGCCUUGACAAUGACCAGCACAAACAGAUCUGGGACCAGGCCAACUGUUUAUCGCCCCAUACCAGACUUAUGGUCAGUAUGUAAAUAUAAUACCAACAUGACAGCGACAACACCAUGAGAGCUGCCAUCUACAUCUAGUGGAAUGAUACCAGCUCUGAUCAGGGGUACAUUCAAUGUGGGGAAAUGUUCCAAAUGUUGCAGCUAGAUAUGUGUUGAAUAGAACUGACAUGAUUCCGAAUUCAACAUGACAGAAAAUCAUAUCUUCAUUUCUAUCUGAACGUUUUGUAACAUUGCACACUCCUGAACAGCCCUGCUUUAACACAAAUGAUAUAUAUAGACAUGCAUUAGAGGCGAUGCUAGCCACCACAUUUUGAGAAAAAAUAAUAAUUAAAUUAGAUUUUGAGAAAUGUUCGCUUUUUCCCCACCUCAAUGUGAAUUUCUGGGUAUAAAAGCAGUAUUGUAGUUGAUAGUGUGUCAGUAGUUCAUGAGAAAAUUGUGUUUUGUGAACACCACAGCCCUUGCUGAAGUUGAAGGCAAAUUUGUAAUCCCAUCUUACUUGAGGGUGACCAUAACCCACUAUUGGAUAUAAAUAUGUAGGUUUAUUAGAAAAUACCCUUGAUAGUAAUGUAUUAUCUGUAGCAUUAUCAAGAUGGUGUUCACAUUUUAGCUUUUGGAAUUGUUCCAUUUGAUGUCUAAGAAAGUUGUCCCCUUCAUAGAUGGUCUGUGGACUGAAAGCACCAUACGAAGCAUGAUGUUGAGCUCUUUGUAAAAUGUGAUUUUGCAUGAUUUUUUUUACUUGCAAGGUGGUCCCACAAUCUAGUUCCCUGAAAUCAACCAACCAGGAAGAAUUGGGAAUUUGAGUCUUACAGAAAAACCUAAUGUUUUUCAUAAUACAACUGAUUUUUUCAUUUAAUGAAUAUUCAACAUUAUUUUUCAUUUUUACCAUAAUUCUAAAAUUGGGGAAAUGUCUGUCAGUUUAACUAUGUAUUUGAUUUGCUGAAUAUUUCAACUGGAAAAUAGAUUAUGGUGUAUGAUGUGGUGGUAAAACUUGUUGAAACCAGCGGGAUUUGUGUUGUAAGCUGCUUGGUUGGAUAUGGGCAUCUAAUACAAAAACCUGGCUAAUUGUACAGAGAUUUAGAAAAGUUUGUAUAAAAGACAUAUUUUUGUACUUCAUCAAAUCUCUACAUGCAUGUCAGCAAUAAACUUUGAUAUGGAAAAAUA
Molecule: messenger RNA, 5638 nt
Organism: Coregonus clupeaformis (lake whitefish)
Lineage: Eukaryota; Metazoa; Chordata; Actinopteri; Salmoniformes; Salmonidae
Product: serine/threonine-protein kinase 40
Exons: 11
Coding region: 231-1550 (439 amino acids)
Biological process (GO): protein phosphorylation
Molecular function (GO): ATP binding; protein kinase activity
Source: RefSeq, a predicted model, not a curated record